AUGCCAAUGUAUCCUGAAAACGACUUCCAGUUAACGAACUUUCCAUUAUUCCCAGUCCCUGUGCCGGUUGGACCCCCGAACAGCAACCCAAGAUGGCGACGAAAUCAAGUCGCCUGUAACGCGUGCCACAUCCGCCGUGUGAGAUGCGAUCUAGCAUCCCCGUUUCCGUGCUCGCGCUGCCUGCGCAAGGCCAUAAACUGUGACAUUACACGCAAGCUACGGAAAAGAAGUCAAAUGGCACGCUCCAAGCUAGCCAACUCAAACAAGGCAUACGGAAUAGACGCACCGCGAAGCCAUAUAAAAGGAAGACAGACCGAUGAAAGCUGUAGUUCUGUGUCACAGCCGACUGUGUCACCCAUGGAUUCCACUAUCCUGGAAUCAAUCACACAACCGUCGUCGCCCAGAACCGACAAAAUCGAUGCUCGCUUGGCUUUGUGCAUGGAAGACUAUGGCUCCAUGACAGCGAUUUUACAGCUACCGGCAGGAUUAGGGCUGGAUGUCACGGGGGAAUGCCUACCAACGACUGAUUUUUUGAAGGAUUCACCUGAGUUGAGCGGAGAAGACGAUGGGCCUCUGCCACCACUGCCGAACAUAUGGAGUCCGAUCGACAUAGAUCCUCACACUCCGAGCCAGGGGCCUCAUCCACCGACACUAUGCCAACCAGUAACGAAUCACCUCGUCGCAGAAGAUAAACCAACUUCACGGCCCUCGAUGAAAUACCCAGUGUUAGACACAGUGAUGCCUUUUUUGGAAACAGACCUCCCUCCACAAUUUGUCUGCCAGUUGCUCGAGCUAUAUUUCAUUAGUCCAUUUCCAAAUAUCUUGCGCAAGGCCUCCUUCUUGACCGAUAAAUUCCGGGUCAGAAACCCUGCACUUUUGACAAGUAUGCUUUGGAUGGCUGCUAUUGAUCAUCGAGCCUCUUUAUCUAUCGCACCCUCACAACAACGCAAUAUUUGCCAGUUCCUUGGCGAUUUGACGAGAACAUUAUUGCAAUUUUCAGACAAUAUAUCUACCAAGAAUCAGGAGCCCUCAUUAGUGGAACAUAUUACUCAAUUAGACAAGGUGAUCACUUGCAUCCAUAUUGCCUCGAUUAUCUCUACCGAACAUAACGCCGAAAGCAUGAGAUGGUGGAAGGCGGCCUUUGGUUUAGCCCGCCGGCUCAAACUAAAUCAGGAAGAGAAAUUUACGCGAGACUUUGAUAAGCAAAGCAAUACUUCGCCCCAAUUCUCUGAAGAUGGGCUAUCAGACUGGCCAAACAAACCGGACUUUUUCCAUUCUGACGGGACACAGUCAAGUCCCAAUUGCGUAUGUGAGGAAAUUCAUGAUCAAGGCUACCCUGUCUUAACGGAGGAGCACCGCGAAGAGCGAAGACGAGCAUGGUGGCUGCUUUACAUCAUUGAUCGCCAUAUUGCAUUGCAUCACAAUCGUCCGCCGGAUUUGCUUGAUGCAGAAUGUGAGAAUCUGCUACUUCCAUUGGAUGAAACCUCCUGGCAGGGCGGUAUUGUUCACAGCAACGGUUUCCAUCCGCAUAGCCCUCACCAGAACGAACUACAGGUCUUCCCCGAUUUUCGCUGUCGCGACUCCUCCAUUUUUGGAUUUUUCCUUCCACUUAUGACGAUCACCGGAGAGGUGAUGGGGCUCAAUCCUCUGCGACUGCACGAUAACGAGGCUUACGAAGUUAAAGAGGCCGAAGUACUACGCCAUCUCGAGAUCUAUCAGACCAGUUUGUCCGCUUUCAUAGCAUCUACAACGUCUUCAACCGUCGACCCAACAGUGUCAGACCAACUUGCCAACAGGCUGCUAGUCCAUGAUCACUCUUGGCAAACACAAACGGUUGUUGCUUACUCGUCAUACCUAGUCCAAGUUCUCUACAUCUCACUAGUGGGCAAGUGGGAUUGGCAAUUCUUAUUGGAAGACAAGGAGCUUUGGACUUCUCCAGCAUUCACAUCCACAAUCUCACACUCAUUAGAUGCUGCUUUUUGGUUGCGGCAAAUAUUACAGCUUGACCCAAAUAUCAGCUUUAUGCCCUAUUUCUUUGGCAUUCAGCUGCUUCAAGGGAGCUUUCCGGUACUGUUAAUUGUGGAGCGUCUGCAAGAUAAGUGCGAUGAGGACAUUCUCAACGCCGGCGAGAUUAUGAUACAAGCGAUCGAAUCAUGUCUUGUCACGCGAAACACAGACUAUCAAAGGAAAUUUCGGCAAUUGAUACGCAGCGCAGUUUCACAGGCCUGGGGUCGUCCUGUGAGUGCUAGUGAAAUUCGACGUCGCCGUAAAGCGGUAUUUGAUCUUUGGCUGCGGAUACGAAGGGGGAGAAAUUGGACAGCUGACUUCAAUAUCCACUGUUAA
Penicillium hordei is the source of this 2343-nucleotide messenger RNA. RefSeq lists its product as uncharacterized. The coding region runs from base 1 to 2343 and encodes 780 amino acids. Lineage: Eukaryota; Fungi; Ascomycota; Eurotiomycetes; Eurotiales; Aspergillaceae. The record is from RefSeq and is a predicted model, not a curated record. Gene Ontology annotation, biological process: DNA-templated transcription; regulation of DNA-templated transcription. Gene Ontology annotation, molecular function: DNA-binding transcription factor activity, RNA polymerase II-specific; DNA binding; zinc ion binding. The transcript has 2 exons.